Messenger RNA from Stegostoma tigrinum, 2324 nucleotides. It is a transcript of the gene mettl5, whose product is annotated as methyltransferase 5, N6-adenosine. Gene Ontology annotation, biological process: rRNA methylation. NCBI's taxonomy places the organism in Eukaryota, Metazoa, Chordata, Chondrichthyes, Orectolobiformes, Stegostomatidae. The record is from RefSeq and is a predicted model, not a curated record. The transcript is spliced from 9 exons. The coding region runs from base 514 to 1182 and encodes 222 amino acids. Gene Ontology annotation, molecular function: rRNA (adenine-N6-)-methyltransferase activity; nucleic acid binding.
UAUCCCCCUCUCUGAUGAAGGGUCUCGGCCCGAAACGUCAGCUUUUGUGCUCCUGAGAUGCUGCUUGGCCUGCUGUGUUCAUCCAGCUCCACACUUUAUUCUUAUCCCUAUCGUCUCUCAUUUUUAAUUUUGAAGGAGACUGUAGUGUAUUUCCGGGAUAGAAUUUUAAUAGUUGCAGUCAGCUAGGUAACAUUAACAGGGUAUUUGCUGUCUGCUGCGGAACUCGGUGCUCAGUCACUUCGAAGGAUGCCGUUGUCUGAUUAACUGGUAUGGUUAAAGAGGAGAAGCAGUUUCAGGUGAAACUGCUAAAUUAGCGCAGGCUUGACGUUUCAGCAUUAGGAACUAAGAAUCGGAAACCAAAACAACGUGACGGAGAAACUCAGCAGAUCUGGCCAGCAGGUCUGCUAAGACAGAGUUAAUGUUUUGAGUCCAAUUACUCUUCUUCGGAACUGAAGAAUUGGGCUGUGCUUGUAGUCGGAGUUUGGAGUUAGUUGCACACGGCCUGGAAAAACCAUGAAAGCUCUCAAGCUGAAGGAAUUGGAGAGUUUAUUGCAGCAAGUAGAUGUGUUUGAGCAGCCGAAGCUACUUCUAGAGCAAUAUCACACGAGCCCGCAUAUAGCAGCACAUAUGCUGUAUACCAUACACACAACAUUCGAUGACAUUAAAAGUAAGUUGAUUGCAGAUCUGGGGUGUGGAUGUGGAGUUCUAAGUAUUGGAGCAGCCAUGCUAGAUGCGGGAUUAUGCGUUGGAUUUGAUAUUGAUGAAGGAGCUCUCAACAUAUUUACCAGGAAUGCAGAAGAACUUGAAUUGGCCAAUGUUGACAUGGUUCAAUGUGACAUCUGUUCAAUAAUGACUGGCAAAUUAUCAAAGACAUUUGACACAAUAAUUAUGAAUCCACCAUUUGGAACAAAACACAAAGGUGUGGACAUGACAUUCCUCAAAAUUGCUUUAGAUAUGGCUAGAACAGCUGUGUAUUCUCUACACAAAACAUCAACUAGAAAUCAUAUUCAAAAGAAGGCUGAAGAAUGGAAGAUAAAGAUGGAAGUAAUUGCUGAGCUGAGAUAUGACUUACCAGCAUCAUACAGAUUUCACAAGAAGAAAUCACUUUCUUUACAAAAUAAGACUCUCUUCAAGAAGAAACCAAACAAGCAAAUUGCCCAGUUUCAUCAAACCAACCUUUAAUCUCAUCAAGGGUAGCACUUGUGGGAAAGCCUUUCUGUUCAUUUGGAAGACAUGGCAUGAAAAAAGGUGAAAGGAGUAGAAAAUAUUAAAAUCUUAAAUGAAAAGAAUGCAAAAUAAGUUUUUCCAAUGUUCAAGAAUUCAACAAAGUUUUUCCGAGCUGAGAAAACACAGAACUGAAAUGUAAUGAUAUGCAAUCUGUUACUGAAAAUGUCAACACGAAGGAUUUCAAAUAAGUUAAACAAAAAGUUUAACCUGCAUUUAAUUCACAACAUACAAUAGUUUUUAAUUAAAUACUGAAAUUUAUAAGAUACCAACUUUCACAAUGAAGUAUAACCUUAAGUUCUGGUAUCUCAGAGUUUGAUUACUAAGCGGUCAAAUUAGUAACUUAUUCCAAGGGAGAAACAGUCUCACUCUAUUCCUGUGGAAUGUAUUUUACAAAAUGUAGAAAACUGCAAAAGCUCAGCAAAUCCAACAUUAUAAAUACAAAGGAUGAAGCAACCCCAUACUUCAAUUUUAAUUGGCUGUUUAGUUAAGAAAUUUCAUGUGUGACCAUAAGAAACUACUAAAAUAAAAUAAUUUGUAAAUUUCAUUUGAUUCACUGCAAUACAACUUUUUAACAUAUUUCAAUACAGGACAUUUUCUCACCAAAAAUGCUCCAUCAAGCAGCAAUCUCAAUUAAAAAAAAUAUCAAAACCAAGAGCAUUUUCAAAGCAUGUGAACAGAUAAAAUUUGUUGUUUCCAAACAACAAAUACUUACAACAUACACAGAUCUAGCUUUCACAGAGUUUUUAUAUUCUUCAAACUCAGGCAGAGGCUUGCUUGGAGAACGACGAAUUUUGGUUUUGUCUUCGCUUAUUUCUAGAAGUCCACUUUUUGAUUUCUUUAGUCCUUCCACUAUCACAGUAAAAUCUGUCGUCAAACGGCUUAACCUGCAAAGCAUUCAAUGUUUAGACGCUACUUACAUCACCAUUUGUCUUAAGAAAGAACUGCAGUGUUCUUACCUGUUAAAUUUGAUCAUGGUUUCCAGGGGUACCCAACCAUCAUCCAAUUUGAUCUGUUCUUUGAGAAAUUUAUCUCGUAGCAAAUUGUGAUCACUGAAGUAAUACUACACAAAGACAAUAAAGUAACUUUCAGUGGAGAAA